This is a messenger RNA of Tripterygium wilfordii, 935 nucleotides long. RefSeq names its product malignant T-cell-amplified sequence 1 homolog. The transcript is spliced from 8 exons. Gene Ontology annotation, molecular function: RNA binding. Lineage: Eukaryota; Viridiplantae; Streptophyta; Magnoliopsida; Celastrales; Celastraceae. Gene Ontology annotation, biological process: formation of translation preinitiation complex. The record is from RefSeq and is a predicted model, not a curated record. The coding region runs from base 169 to 714 and encodes 181 amino acids.
CGGGGGUUAUGAGUCAUGACCGCUAAAUUUGGAACCUUGCUGCGCAGCGAAUUGGUUCUGGAAGUUGGAUCGAUCCGAACCCCAAAACCCACAGCUUCAGUUCUCUACUUGAGUUGAGGAUCUCUCGAUUUGCUCUCUCUUGGCUUUCUCAUCUCCUCCAUCCUCAGCAUGUUCAAGAAGUUUUCGUCUGAAGAGGUGUCUGCACAAAACCAAGUCAAGGCUUCUGUGCAGCGCAAAAUUCGGCAAAGUAUUGCGGAUGAGUACCCAGGACUUGAGUCAGUGUUGGAUGAUUUACUUCCCAAGAAGUCGCCUCUAAUUGUUGUUAAAUGUCAAAACCAUCUCAAUCUUGUUGUGGUGAACAACGUGCCAUUGUUUUUUAACAUCCGAGAUGGGCCUUAUAUGCCUACCUUGCGGCUCCUUCAUCAAUAUCCAAAUAUAAUGAAGAAGUUACAAGUAGACAGGGGUGCAAUAAAAUUUGUUCUUGCUGGCGCAAACAUAAUGUGUCCUGGCCUUACAUCUCCGGGAGGUGUUUUGGAUGAUGAAGUGGAAGCUGAGACUCCAGUGGCUAUAAUGGCUGAAGGAAAACAACAUGCCCUUGCUAUUGGCUUUACAAAAAUGUCGGCAAAGGAUAUAAGGGCAAUUAACAAGGGAAUAGGAGUGGACAAUAUGCAUUAUCUCAAUGAUGGUCUGUGGAAGAUGGAGCGCCUCGAUUGAUGUCGUGACAAUUACAUAUGCAGUAUCACCCUUGUGCAAGGCAAAGGAGGAGACAAAAUAUCUGCUUAUCUUUUGCAGUAACGGAGUUUGUAUGAAUAUUGCACCUAAUUUGUUCUCUCUUUUCGCUGUAGAGAACCCCUUUUGUUUUAUAUUUAGAUCAUCUUCGAUCAAGUACUUGCUCCCCCUUUUCCGCCCCGUCUUAAGAAUGUUGCUUUUAAGAA